Messenger RNA from Lytechinus pictus (painted urchin), 2661 nucleotides. RefSeq lists its product as uncharacterized. Lineage: Eukaryota; Metazoa; Echinodermata; Echinoidea; Temnopleuroida; Toxopneustidae. The transcript has a single exon. Gene Ontology annotation, biological process: proteolysis. Bases 1 to 2661 code for a protein of 886 amino acids. The record is from RefSeq and is a predicted model, not a curated record. Gene Ontology annotation, molecular function: aspartic-type endopeptidase activity.
AUGUCAGCCGAGAAGGUUAAGAAUCUGCGCCUGCAGCGGAGAGGGGCAAAAGCCAAGUUGACCAGGUUUGGAAAGGCCCUUCAGAGCUUGAUCGAUGGAGAGCGACCUGUUCCAGAAGUUCAGGAAUCGUUUGCACAGUAUGCUGGUGCUUUUGAGGAUUUACAAAAUAAGCAUGACAGUUAUUCGGAAGUGCUAGAGGAUGACGAGGAAUUUGAAAGAGAAGAGUUGUGGAUGGAAGAGUGCCACAAUUCAUUUUUGAAGCUGCAGAUCCUUGAAAGAGACUAUUGCAAAGAUAAUGAGAGCCACAGAGAAGCACAGCAGCUCCAAGAGCAUCAUCUUAGAGCAUCGACAAGCCAUCAGAGUAUGGAAACAACUUUAUCAGCAGAUGAACAGCAAGAUCAGUCACCAAGACAGACAAAUCAGCCUCCUGAAGCAGGAAGGAGAAUGUCAGGAUCUGUUUAUAGGAUGGAAAGGCCUAAACUUCCCACCUUUGAUGGCAACAUCCGUGAUUACUGCAUUUUCAAGGCAGAUUUUUUACAUGCUGUUGGCAGACAGUAUGAGGAUAGAGAUGCCCUAAUGAUUCUGAGGUCAUGUUUACAGAGCAAACCCUUGCAGUUGAUUAAAGGAAUUGGGCAUAACUACCAAGCAGCAUGGGAACAGUUGGACAUGAUAUAUGGAGAUGAGCGCUUUGUUGCCGACGCUAUAAUCAAUGACAUCUCAAAAGUCAAACCACUCAAAAGCGGAGAAGAUGAAAGAUUUUGUGAGUUUGUGCAUCUCGUUCGGAGGAGUUACAAUACCCUCAUGGAAAUCAACCAGCCAGGAAAUUUGAACAAUAGCCAUAUGCUUGCCAUAAUGGAAAGGAAGCUAAGCCCGGAAGACCGACUGGUGUGGUUUAGGCAUCAAGAGGCAAGUGGCAAGGCAAGCUUUGAAAUGUUUCUGACAUGGCUUACAGUUGAACUGAAGUCAAGGAUGAGAGCUUCGGCCCCAGUCCGAAGUGAUUCGAAGUCAAGUGGUGUACAUCUAGUCGGGAAGACAGUAGCCAGCCAGGAAAACAAAGUCCAGAGGUUAUUUCACAAAUGCUGGCUCUGUGAAACAUCAUCACAUUGGCUUGAUCAGUGUCGUAAGUUUUUAGCCAUGUCACAAUCCGAGAGACUGAAGCUACUCAAGGAUCAUCAUGCCUGUUAUAGCUGUCUAAAGAAGGCUGGUAAGGAUCACAGAAUGUCAAACUGUAAACGGAAACGUCGAUGUAGUGAAACUACUGCCGGAGAACCAUGCAAGUACUUCCACCACCCCCUCCUUCAUGCUUCAACAGAGGUCCGAGGUGGAAAUGUAGAUGUCGCCUUUGCGGGCAACUCUGAGGCACUGUUACCCGUAGUUACAGCGGAGAUCCUGGGGCAACAAGGAGCAGUCUGUAAGGGAAAUGUGCUCUUAGACUCUGGAGCUCAAGUAAGCCUCAUCAAGAUGUCUGUUGCUAAGGAGAUGAAUCUGAAGGGAAGCAACAUAAAUAUCACAAUCACUAAGGUUGGUGGAGAGCAAGAGCAGAUGGAAACCAAACAGUAUCAGAUAAAAGUGAGGUCCCUCUCUACCAAUGCCAUUCAUUCUUUAGCAGCAGUGGCAUUACCCUGUAUCAGUGAAAAUAUUGCACAAGUGAAGAUGAAUGAAAUUUCCAAGCAGUUUAAUCUGAAGUCUGAGGAUCUACGCAGAGGAAGUGGGUCAGUUCAUCUUCUCAUAGGUAUUGACUACCCAAAGAUGCAUCUUGGUGAAACGAGAGAGAAGGGACAGUUAGUAGCCCGAAAAUCCCCACUGGGCUGGGUCAUCUUUGGUGCUCCCAAAAGAAGGAAUGAUAGGAUGAAUGUGCUGCAUGUGAAGUUGACAUCCCCAAUUGACUUGACCGAUUUCUGGAGCUCAGAAUCUAUGGGGGUGCAGUCUAGUUCCUGCCAUUGUGAGCCAAGCCCUUUGAGCAAGCAGGAGAAGGUUGAGGAGCAGAUUAUCAGAGAGUCUAGUAGAAAGGUUGGAAACAAGUGGGAGAUUGCUUAUCCAUGGAGAAAGGAUCCCAACCUACUUCCUAACAAUCGAGCACAAGCAGAGAAGGUACUGUGUUCGACUGAGAAAAGACUAGCUCGAAACCCAGACCAUGCAGAUGCAUAUAGAAAACAAAUGAGGGAACUGAUAGAGAAUGGAUUUGCACGAAAGUUAACAGAGAAUGAAGUAGCUCAGUACGAGGGUCCUGUUCACUACAUUUCCCACCACGCUGUUCUCCGGCCUGAGAAGAGAAGUACCCCUGUACGCAUCGUCUUCAAUUCGUCUUCAUCAUAUCAGGGUCAUUGCUUAAAUGACUAUUGGCUAAAGGGUCCAGAUCUUCUCAAUGAUCUGCUUGGAGUGUUGCUGAGAUUCCGGAUGAAUGAAGUAGGAUUUUGUGGUGACAUUUCUAAGAUGUAUCACAGGGUCUCAAUUCCUGAGAGAGAUAUGAAUGUACAUCGGUACCUGUGGCGAGAUAUGGAGACUGAUAAAAAGCCAGAUGUUUACAUUAUGAAAGUUGUUACAUUUGGCGACAAGCCAGCACCAGCUAUGGCCCAGUUGGCACUCAGGAUGACAGCAGAAGCAGCAAAUGUGUCGAUUAAUAUAGAAAAUAAAGGAGAAAAACAAGGAAAAAAAAUGUAG